Messenger RNA from Sabethes cyaneus, 1125 nucleotides. RefSeq lists its product as uncharacterized. Gene Ontology annotation, cellular component: extracellular region. Bases 1 to 1125 code for a protein of 374 amino acids. NCBI's taxonomy places the organism in Eukaryota, Metazoa, Arthropoda, Insecta, Diptera, Culicidae. The record is from RefSeq and is a predicted model, not a curated record. The transcript is spliced from 2 exons.
AUGCAGAAUAACGUCCUUCUGCAGUUAGUUGGACUAGUGGCGAUAGCGUUCCAUGCAGCUAUAGCUUAUACCAACAAUUCAAAUGCCAUAUACACUUGGGAAGGCGGUCGGAUCGAAUGGCCAUGUGCCACAACUAAGAGGUUAAUCAAGGCGGCUGCCAAGUAUACACCUCGUGAUCUGAUAGCAACCCGCUGCCAGCGAGUGGAAGGUAAAACCGUGUGCGCUUUUCCGCGGUAUAAAAACAUCAUACCGAUCACAUUAAGCCAAAUCUAUGCUACUAAGAAGGGAUGCGAUGUGAAAUUUGAACCGUUUCCAUGUUGGACAGAGCAGGAAGAAGGAAAUUGCGACGCCUUACAGUCGGUGAUCGACAUUUUCAGUGUGGGUGAAUUCGUUUGGGUACUGGAUAGUGGGAUCAUACAAACCCUCCGAACGCCUGUUCAGCGAUGCUCACCCAAAAUAGUAGUUUAUGAGGGUAAAACUGGCCGCAAACUGAAACUCAUUAACUUAGAUCGAUUUGUAACGGAAAAAUCAAGACUGCAAUAUCUACAGGUUGAGUGCUUAAGUGGAGGUCACUGUUAUGUAUACAUUAGUGAUCCUGGAAAUAAUGUUAUAAUUGUGUAUGACGUUUCUGGAGGCCGCGGUUAUCGUAUUGUUUUGCCGCGAGCGGUCUACCAUGGAUGUAGACUGCGAGACGUUUUGUAUAUCUUCCUGAUUCAUCAAAAAGAAUCCACCAAACUGUUUUUCAGCUACCUUUGCGGUCAGCGACUAUUUGCCAUACGAACAGAGCAUCUUCGGAGAGGUCAUGGAGGAAACAUUAUAGAUGUUGGUGAGAAGCCAAAUAUACCGAUUUUCGUAGGAACAGACGCAGGUAGUGGCGUAUUCUUCCGAGAAGAGGGAGAUAGUGAUGUUUAUUACUGGGACACAAAUCAAUGCUUCAAGAAAUCCAAUUUCAAACUAGUUCAUAAAAGUAGUAGUGGUCUUUACGCGACACAUGUAUUUCCAGACUUCCGAGUCAAUCGACUGCUAGUUCUUGAAAAUGAUUUCCCUAGCUAUGUAAAGGAUUAUGCAGGUUGCGGCACGCUUCAUCAAAUUUCUAUAUUAGAUGGAUCGUAUACAUGUGAUUAG